Messenger RNA from Porites evermanni, 1570 nucleotides. The record is from the annotation of a GenBank genome assembly. Lineage: Eukaryota; Metazoa; Cnidaria; Anthozoa; Scleractinia; Poritidae.
AUGCUGGUCUUUAUUUGUUCAGAUUUAGAAGACUCUGUUAUUGUGGGAAACAGCAUAAAUUACUUGCGGACUUUAAGAAGCUGGCUGUCGCCUGUGGCACGAAGCGCGAAUUCUGCCUGGAAGCGCUGUUGGCAUGCAUCUGUGGACGGCUGGGCUGCAAGAACAUUUCACUCACGAUGUGAUGGCAAGAAACCGACUGUAACAAUAAUAAGGGUUGGGAAAUAUAUUUUUGGCGGAUAUACCAGUAGGUCAUGGGGUGAGUAAACAUUGUUAAAAGAGAUGAUUUUACCGGUUUCUAGCUUUGUUGUAAAGCAUGAAUUAAGGAAAGUUAGGUAGUGAGCAUCAUUAAAAUGAUCCCGCCUUUGGAUACACAGAUUGAAAGGGCGUUUUUCACUUUUCUUGGAUCUUGCUCUAGCCUCAUUUCGCCCCUGCCUUGUCCUCCCCUGUCAUCACCAUUUCCUCAAUAAGGACGAUUCUUAUCAUUAGUUGGCUUUGUUUGAAACUAAUUAAAAAGUACUUAUCCGGCCAUAAACUGAAAAUGAUAAUCAAAAUCAGGACAGCAUGUGUUAAAUCAGACCAGUUGUGCUGAGCUGGUUAUAAGGCUUCCAGGAAGCAUUUAGAUUCAAUGUCUGCACCAAUAGUUUGUACUUUUAAGGCGAUCGAUGAAGCCUGUUACAUCGACUACAUGUACUUUGAUAAGAAAAACUGUGUUUAAAGUUCAGGCGUCAGUUCAAACGAAAACGUCAAACUUCGUGGCAAAACAGUGUGUAAACUGCGUCUGUCGGUGAGUAAAUUUACCAUUUAAUAGUCUGUCCGUUAAUUUGUUCAGUUAAAAUGUAAUCCUUAUGAAAACAAAAAAUGUUUUGUGUAAUGAAUAGUUUUUUGUAGAUCAAUUAAUUGAAAUUCUUUCCGUUAAAAGACUUGAUCAUGACAGAUUUGCUCUAAAGGUUAUUUGUUUAGUUUUGUUUGUUUGUUUGUUUUUUGGCAUUUUUUGUUGUUCGUUAUUUUUUUAUUUUUUUAUUUUCAAAAUUUUUGUACUUGUCCUACAACUACAAAGUAAAAUAAAUAAAACAUAUCAGACUCACAUUCGCUUCAAAUGAGAAAUUUUUUUUCCAGGUUUGUCUUCAGUGUCAAUCCACUUGACGACUGGUUUUAAUUUCUAAAGUGAGUAUAAGAACAAACGGCGCUAAUUACACUUGGGUCCGUCUUUAAUUUCUCUCUCCUGAUAGAUUCCAGCAAUACUUACCAGUUGGACUCCAAAGCAUUUUUGUUUUCACUGGUGAAUAAACCAGGAUGGGCACCUGUUAAACUGCCUCCGACAGGGGAAUAUAGUUGGAACGGAGCACAUUCCAUAAUGUGUUAUUCAUGGUAUGGGCCUACAUUUGGAGGAGCACAUGACAUUCGCAUUUCCAACUACGCGUCAUCCAAUAACAAUUCUUGCAGCAGCCUUGGCUAUACUUACAGCCCACCGAGCGGGUACAGCUAUGACAGCACCUUCGCCAAAACAUUCCUAGCAGGAUCACACUGCUUCACACCAGACGAAGUAGAAACUUUUUACGAAACAAACUAG